AUGGCACAAAACUCAGGACCCAAAUCGAAAUGGAAGGUCGGGUCAUUUCUCCAGCAGGCAGUUGCUGGCGUGGAAUCCAGACUGGAUAUGAUUUUGGCUGAGGAGGAGAAUCAGAAGCCAUUGUCCAGGACUCCUUCAGUCAAGUCGAAACAGAAUGAAAGCCCAGUACAGUCUACAACUCCACAACCCACUACAGCCACUGUAUCGCGGAGCUCCUCCAGUGCGCGCAAAAAUGAGCGCCUCCAGGAACGACUGGCCCGCGCUAUGGUCAAAUCCAACGCUGCCGGAAACACAGCGGCUCAGUCUCCAUCGAGCAGGGUCUCGUCGCCAGCCAGUCCGGUACUGGGCAACGGCACGCGAUCAAGCAUGGAUAAUGAGUCAACCGUUGUUUCCUCCGUUAACAACCUAGAAGACCGUCCCAGUAGCCCCUUAGUGCGAGAUACGGGCUCUCUAGACCUACCAGCAGAUACUAGACCCAGCAUUGAUUCCGGUAUUGCGUCGCGAAAUUCGAAGGAGCUCGUCGCAUCGCUCGUUGAUGAACAUAUGCCGCGGGAAGAUAACGUACAGGCCGAUUCACGCUCAUUGCAAGAUUCGACAGCAUCCGAGAAACUGUCCGUCAAGCUUGAAAGCCCACGGGUAUCGCAGGACUUAACGAACGUCGUCGCGGAAGUCGCAUCCGAUUCUAGUAGUGAGGAUCCUGUAGUUGCACAACUACAGGCGGAUCAUAAAGCAGCAGAGUCUCACUGGCAGGAUGAAAUGCACCUUUACAUUGAACGGAUUGAUGCACUACAAUCGAAGCUGAAAUACUUGGCUAAAGAGGCCGCCGAAUCUGCAAAACAGAAUGCCGCAUCGGCCGAGCCCGGAAGUGUUGAAAAGCAGCUCUGUGAGAAGGACGAGAAAAUUGCGCUGUUGCUGGAAGAAGGACAAAAGCUUUCCAAAUCCGAAAUGGAUCAUCGCACCGCGCUCAAGAAACUUCGACAGCAGCUCGCAGAGAACUCAAAGAUGCAGGUCGAGACCAAAAAGAGAACAGAUCGGCUGGAACGGGACCUGGCAAUUUUCGAGGCAAGAGCAAAGCGGGCCGAAGCUGCUGAGAAACGGGCUACCGACUCGCUGUCCUCUCAAACAAAGAUCGCGCGGGAUCUUGAGGCAGUCACCAAUGAACGCAACGCAUUAAGUCAGACCGUUCAAGAAAUGAAAGCACAACUCGCUCGAGCGGUGACUCGUGCUGAGACUGCUGAAGCCAAAGCUCAAUCGGAUGCGCUUGCAAAGGAGAAGCAGCGAACAGCACAGCUUGAGGAGGAGCUUGCGAGCAUCAAGAUUGAGCGCGAGCUCAGUGAGGAGAAGCUCCAAAGGGAAAAUGCCAGCCUUAGAGACUGUGUUGAGCAAGAGAAGGAGAAAGCUAGAAUUCUCGAGACUGAGUUGAAGGGUGAGCAGUCCGUCUUGGAAAGCAAGAUGGAAUCGCUUCGCUCAAAAGCCGAAGAAGCCUCAUCCGGUGCCACAAGCGACGCUCAAGUUAAACUCCUACGCCAGAUUGAGACUCUACAAACCCAAUACUCUGUAGCGAGUGAGAACUGGCAGACUCUCGAGGGCUCUCUACUCUCGCGAUUGGCGAACGUCGAGAAAGAACGUGAUGAAAUCGCCCGUCGUGAAGGAGAGAUGCGACGAAAGAUGCGCGAACUAAACCUCAAAGCGAAGAGGCUGGAAGAAGAACUGGAGAGCACCAAAGAGACCGAGCAUGAUCUGGAAAGCAAACUUGACGGGCACCGACAAGAAAUCCAGAAGCUCGAACAAAAACUCAAAAAAGCAGCAGAUGACCUUGUAUCCGCUCAAAGGGACUUUGCAGAGCAGAAGAAGGUGUGCGAUGCGACUUGGGCGCAGAAGCUUGAGGAUGAACGCGCAAAAUGGCGCGAGCAGAUGCUCCCUCCCCAUGGCUUCCUUCAACAGCCACACACGCAAUCCCCUGUCGCAUUCAGCCGUAGGCCGAGCAACCUGGACACGACUGUCAGUUCUCUAUCCGAUCACAGGCCCACGAGCCGCCGUUCCUCCACAUUCCACGGCCUAGCCUCCGAUGUAGCAACACCACCGCGCCAGAACUCUCUUCCCGUGCCUGUUCUGUCUCCUCCCAUGUCGUCAAGUGUGUCAAUCCCAUCAAUCACCGAGUCUCCGUCUAUCACGUUUGAGCCAGACUAUUUCUAUAGCGGCUCCGCCACCCCAGCCACCCCUUCCGCUUACGGGUUCGCUCCGAGUCACCAAUCUCGAGGGAUCAACGACCUCAUCUCAGAGUCAACCGUGGGCGCUGGACCAUCUGUCCAGCUUGUUGAGCGCAUGAGCGCUACAGUUCGCCGCCUGGAGAGCGAACGAGCGGCAACCAAAGACGAACUCGCGCGAUUAACCACGCAGCGUGACGAGGCUCGGAAGCAAGUGGUUGACCUCAUGCGGGAGUCUGAGGAGAAGAAGGCAUCUGAUGCUCGCGUGCAGGAACUAGAGGCCAGAUUGGAAGACUUGGACCAGCGCUACCAGACCACGCUUGAGUUGCUUGGUGAGAAGAGCGAGCAGGUCGAUGAGCUUCAAGCCGACAUUGCCGAUCUCAAGAAGAUCUAUCGAGAGUUGGUCGACAGCACCAUGAAAUGA
Molecule: messenger RNA, 2631 nt
Organism: Aspergillus clavatus NRRL 1
Lineage: Eukaryota; Fungi; Ascomycota; Eurotiomycetes; Eurotiales; Aspergillaceae
Product: M protein repeat protein
Exons: 3
Coding region: 1-2631 (876 amino acids)
Cellular component (GO): endoplasmic reticulum; Golgi apparatus
Source: RefSeq, a predicted model, not a curated record